UCAUGCUGCUGCCAGGUCCACAGUGUCUCAUGGGUCCCUGAACCGCCUCCCAUUGCUGCUGUCUCCAUCGCCACACUCUGCCAUGUGCCACUUUCAGGUCUCCUCACACUGCUGGUGUGUUACAUUUUUUGUCAUAGGGUGCUGGCAGAUUACGGGCCUCCCAUUGCUGCUGCCAGGCCCGUAAUCUGCCAUGGGCCCCAGUACCGCCUCCUCAUGCUGCUGCCAGGUCCACAGUCUCUCAUGGUCCCCUGUACUAGGCCUUACCCAUUGAUGCUGUCUCCUCCCACACUCUGCCAUUGUUCCCACUUUCAGUCUACUCCACACUGCGUCUGGUUGGUGUUCCAUUUGUUGUCAUAGGGGUUGCUGGCAGAAAUUACGGGGCCUCCAUAGCUGCUGCCCGUAGUCCCAUACUCUGCCAAUGGCCCCAAUGUACCCGCCUUAUCCUCAUGCUGCUGCCCAAAGGUUCCACAGUGUAUCAUUGGUCCCUGAUAAGGCUCCCCAAUCUGCUGCUGUCUUUC
Staurois parvus is the source of this 518-nucleotide messenger RNA. The record is from the annotation of a GenBank genome assembly. NCBI's taxonomy places the organism in Eukaryota, Metazoa, Chordata, Amphibia, Anura, Ranidae.